UCUGUUGAAUGUGGUUCCGCUCGUUUCUCGUCAUAAGUAACGGUUAGGUAAAAAAAACAUAUCGAGUAUCGUGGUAUAAGUUUAACUCGUAAAAAGCGCAUUUAAGGUCGUUUAAGUUGAAAAUAACAUUAUAUUUUGUACAAUAAGAGGGGAAAAAGCUGAACGGGAAACUCAUCUAAACGGAGUGACAAGAAAAUCCAGACGAGUGGCGCGUCUGUGCAAACGGCUCUCUUUGGUUGUAUGACGUAAUUGUAUUGAUCGCGGAAGAAGAGCCGAAAGUCGCGCAUUCGCCAUCUUGGACGAAUUGUGGAAAAGAAGUAUCUGUGUCUCGCAGGCGCGGUACACUUGUAACAAUUGUAAUCCGCGGCGAUCCGAACAUUAAUUAGUUUAACUGGGAAUUAACCCUUUUGUGAAUUAAAAACCCAUUUGGACGGACCAAGACAAAGGGUUCGUUCUUUGGGUCUGAUUGGUACUAAAUGGUUGCCUGCAGACAGCAUGUCUACUCUGCCAGGGCUUGUGUCGAAGGGGGAGAAAGGAAAAUCCAAGUUCCAAUCAUUAGAUAUCAAUAGCUUGUACCGGGAGUAUAGGGGAGAAUCUUUGGAACAACAUCAACAGAAAAAUACAUUACCGCGCAAACAUGGAAUGCAAAGUCUUGGAAAGGUGCCUUCGGCACGACGACCUCCUGCUAAUCUGCCUAGUCUGAAAAGCGAACAUAGUAGUAACGACCCAGCUGUCAGCCUUGUACCAAGCGGAGGGAGUGGCUGGGCUACUACCAAAGAUUCGACAGCGACAACUACUACUGCUACAACUACAACUGCUAUAACUUCAUCGGAUACAGCUACUUCAAAUUCUUCAUCCGCGCAAUGUGUAGCGGGAACUGCCGUAACAACAUCGCUGCAUCCUUUACUCCCAGGACAACAAAACAUUUCUCAGCCUUCGUAUUCUUCCGAUGCAAACAACAAAACAUGGAGUGCGAUAAUGACCAGAUCCGGACCGGAUGGCGCUGCGUCAGGAGGUCAACCACAUAUGCAACAACAGCAAUCGACAAAUCGAGAAAUAAGUGCGCAGUACGGACCCGGGCCAAGUUUAAGACCACAAACAGAAGGAAGUUGGAUACAAGGUGGAAGUCGUACACCCAGUGGUGCAGGAUUAGGAACUGCUGGUCCCGGAAGUGGGACCACUUCAGGGGUCCAGGCCCCCCCGUUGAACAUUGCUGCACCGGGAGGACAUGCCGACAUGUCUGGCGGCGGACGACAGAACUUGGCCCAAUCUCCCAACAUGGCUAUGGCCCAGGGAGGCCCUCAUAAUGCUUCGAAUAAUCAGAAUGCUUUGAAUUCUGGUUCUCAGCAAGUUGGUCAAAAUCUACAUCACUACAGAGGACUUAUUCCUCCAUUCAUGUAUCGAGGAAACUUUUCUGGUGGGUUGCCUUCGCAGUUUCCAGCGAACACUGGUCCCGCUACGGCCGCUAGACCGCGAGUUAAUUAUUCCUCGGAACGAUUCCCUCCUCCGCCUUCCCGUCAACAGGAACGCGACCGCGUUCCGGAAGAAGAAAUUAUUACCCGACCAAUUAUCAAAGAAGAGGAUCUUACACGAAUGGACGACAUUUCUCGCGACGCCGGUUGGGCGGCACACGAUGACAUCGAUUAUAAUAAAAAGCUUACGUUUAGCGACGACGAAGGCGAUCUCGAACCAUCUAAGAAAGAUGAAAGGAAAGAUAGUAAAGAAGAGAAAAACGAAGAAAAUUUACCAGAAGAUAGAGAUAAAACUAGGGGGGAUAACCGUGAUAAUCAUGAUAAUCGAGAUUCCAAAGAAUCACGAGAUCAACCGACUCAUCGGCCAUGGACUCAAAGCUCUUUACCUCGCGAUUACCGUGGAUCAAAUGGUUCUGGCAAUUACAGCGGUCAGUCGCAACUACACUCGGUGCAUUCUUUGAGAGGCGUGGAAGACGAUGAAGGAUGGAACGAGAGACGCAGAGUAGUAAGAGUGGAGGUUGCGUCUGUUGCCGAGCGUGCCCAACAACGCAAAGAGGAGGUAGAAAAAAUGUUCGAGGAAUCGAGUAGGCAAGCCGCAGCUAAGAAACUGCAGGAUAUGCAGCACAAGUUAAAAGAGAAACACGCCAAGUAUAAAGAAGAGGAACGUGGGCAAUCAAACGAACCGAAAGGUUUGAUAAGUGUUCCACCUGUUCCGAUUCCGGUUCCCGAAUGGGAGCGCGAAAGGGAGAAUAGAGAACGAGAACGGUCUUGCACUGUAUCUUCCGAGGGUAAAGACGAAAAGUCUUUGGUCCGCGACUCGCGCGAAACUAGAGACGGUUCUAAGUAUGGCAGAGACUCUCGCGAUCAGCUAAUGUCAGAUUUCCGACAAAGCGACCGGCAGAAUUUUAUGAGACAAGAUAAUACAGCGCGUAACGAGCGCGAAAGGGAACGCGAUCGCGACCGUGACCGCGAUCGUGAACGCGAACGUGAUCGCGAUCGUGAUCGGGAUCGGGAUCGGGAUCGUGAUCAAAGAGACACAAGGGAUCGCGAACAUUUAGGGUUCUCGCGUCAUUUUCAAAACAAUUUACCGCCACGUUUUCAAAAACAACAAGCGGAGAGAGGCAAUGCUGGUUUCAAUCGUAUUUCGCCUAACACCGAAAGGUCGUCAGCCCAAUCUGUCUCAUUCUCCCAGCAAUACGAACCUGGUAGAUGGCCUCAUAGUCAUAACUCCUUAAUAGACAACAGCUUGAAACCGUCGCAUGGCGGUGCCCCGUCGCAACGCCGGAGUAGAACAGACUCCGAUAUUUCUACUUCCAUGGACGACGAUCGACCUCCGUCUCGAGAUUAUCGUGGACCGCUUCUCCGAGACGAUCGAUAUCGUCACUCCUCGCAUCGACCUUACGAUGGCCGACGACCUUACGACGACUUUAUCCGCAACUAUAGAGAACAUGACUACGAGGAUGGGCAUUCUCGCGAUUCCUGGGAGCGUGAAAGAUAUUUCGAUGAUAAAGAUCGAGACUCAAAGGACAAUCUAGAAUCGAGAGAGGUCAGAGAAAGUCGAGAUGUUCGCGAUAGUCGAGCGAGUAGGGAUAACCGAGACGCGAGGGAAAACAGAGAAAGGGAUAACAAAGUUAAGAAGGAGUACGACAAUUAUUUGAAGGACUCUUUCGAUGAUCGUGAACGUGAGCGUGAACGGGAACGGGAACGGGAACGGGAACGGGAACGUGACCGCGAACGAGAUCGUGAUCGCGAGCGUGAGCGUGAACGAGACCGCGAUCAGAGAGAAAGAUCGGAAAGUACGGAGUGGCGCGAGGAACGUGUCAUACAAGACAGAUCGGUCGAUAAUCGUCGCGAUACUCAACGAGAAGACCGAAUGGAACGUAACGAACGUCCACAAAGACCAGACUCUCGCGACAGUCGUGCUUCUCGCGAAUCGAAGACGUCUCUACGCGAAGAUGAUUCGCACAAGUUGCGCGAUUGCAGUUCAUGGGUGAACGAAGUUGCCGACUACGAAGAAAAUAAGCGUGAUACGUAUCACGAGGAUACCCGGGAACGAGAACGAGAAAGGGAUAGGAGACAGCCUCUCGGACCCGUGACGAAAGAGAGAAUCGAGGCGGACGAAUUGAAAAGUGAAAAACGUAAUUUAACUCAAUUGAAACGAGCUAGUUCCGAACAAGAUAAGAAGGAUCAGGUAAAGGAGCCUUCCGCGGAAACUAAGAAAGAACCGGAUAUUUGGAGCAGAAAAGCCGAACGAGCAAACGAUAAUAAUAGAACAAUGGAAAGGGGUGACAAUUCACCGAAAGCAUGGGCCGAUGCUGUUUCUCCGACGUUCGAGAAAGAAGAAGAAAAAACAUUAGAGCCUAUGAAAAACGAGAAGGACGCGGACGAUUUAAAACAGAGUUUCGACAAGUUAAGCCUGGAUAAAAGGGAGGAUACUAUGAACGAAGACGCGACGGAGCAACUGGCGAAAGAAGAGAAGCGAGAGAAAAGUAUUCGAAAUCGAACUAGCAGCGGAGGAUCGAAUUCUAGAGGCCGUGAUUCUCGUGGAGGGCGCCAGUGGGGAAGUACUUGUAGCGUGUACACUCGAGGUUGGCGUGGUUCGGAGACGAGAGGACGAAGAGGUGGCUCUAGGACUGCUGGCAGACCAGCAUCGGCUAGAAGCGGUUCGUAUAGACAUACCGAUUCGGAAAAUAGCGCCGACGAGGUAUCUUGUUCCACCGAAUCUGGCAAGGAAGAGAAGAAAUCGGUCAGGUCGCCGAAACCAAGCCAGAAGGCUGAAAAAGAGGAACGUAAUCGCGAGGUAUCCGGCAGAGACGAGAAACGAGCCGAUUAUUCUCAGUCGCAACGUAGCGAGAAGCGAGCUUACGACAGCAAAUCCAGCCGCGAAGGAUUUGCCCCAUCGGGCGAACCUUCUCGUCGUGGUCGAGGCAGUUUUCGAAUUCGAAGCGCGACCAGUACCGGCAGCCGUAUGGAAGGAUACGGACCACCGUCCAGUAAGAGCCCUUUCUCAUCCGAACGCAGUUCCGAUGAAAAACCAAAUCCCACGCGACAGAAUCCGCCGACACCUACUCCGGAAAAGGAAUCGAAUUCCCUGGUGUCCUCGCAGGUCGAGUCUACCGACGAUAAAAUUAUAGCGAAGCAACAGGCACUCACCGCUGGAAUAACCGGGAAACGUGCCAAGUCCCCGACUCAACAGUCCUCCCAGCAGUCUCAACAGACCCAACAACCUUGCAACAAGCAGCAAGACGUUAAUCACGCGAGCAAUAACGUUACUUCUCAAAAGGUACAAGUCCGUAAAGAAGAAUCGCGCUCGAAGAGAACUCGCAGCGGUAGCAGAAGGGGUAGAGACAAUCGCGAACCACGUUAUCGCGGGAGUAGCAGCAACGUGUUGAAACAAACCUCUUCGGACGUAGGAAACGAAGAUUGGGAAACCACGUCGGAGAACAGCGAAGAACACGUGGAAGACCACAAAGAGUCUCGUAGCAGUCGCACCAAACAGUUUGCUGGGCGCGUAGGUUCGGGUAGCAGUUUGAACGCUCUCGGAUCGAACAUACAUUCUCGGAGGAACGAGCAGACCGGAAAUAAUCGUGAACACCGUGAAAAGAAUUUAAAGUCUUCCAAUGCAACGUCUCGAGCACCUGGCGCGGAAAAGCGAAACUUGCAAAAUUUGGAUUUCAGCAACCAGAAAAGUCAUUCUUCUAGCAUUCCGCCGCUGAUGCAAACCGCUCAAGUUCAGAACGGAAGAUCGAGAAGUCAAACUUCUGGAAAUAAUUCAACGAUUUUGAACAAAUCGACGAUAAAAGAAAGCACGGUAAAUCGUAUAGACGAAAUUAAAUUGACCGACCCGAAUUUGGUCAGUCAAGCUCUCAACGAUAUCAACAAAAAGUCACAGAUCAAAGAAAAGAAGACGACGAUCGAAUGUGAAAUAGAAACGAAUAAUUGUACCGAGGAUGGAUCCACUGUUACGGAAGAUAAGGUCGAUUCGGAUGGUUUUCAAGAAGUUCGUUCGAAGAAAAACGUGAAGGAGUCUAGACAUAGCCAAAAGGAAGAAUCGAAGCCCAUUAAACGCGAGAAAGAAAAAGAUAGAGAACGCGAUCGUUCGAAAUCGAAAGCGAACGGCUCGCAACCGACUUCUUUGCAACAGGUGCAAAAUAUACCACCUCACUUGAGUCAAUCGAUUCUACAACCUGCAAAUAUGUUGCAAAAACAGUACGACAGAGCUCAGAGAAGUCAAAAACUUCCUCCUAGACUCCAGAGACAGCGUUUAUCGAAGCAGCAACAACAACAACAGCAGAUGUGCCCAUCGGAGACGAACGAUUCGAACAAGGUCAACCCCUCGAACAACAGCUAUGGCAAAGAUUCGUCGAGCGGUCCUGCCCCUCCGCCAUCCGUUAACGCUUGGGAUAAACCGUUUACAACGAGCCAGCUACGAUCGAAUUCCCCAUCGGCUGUUCCUACGGACAUUCAAUUAAUGCCAGGCUUGUCUACGCAAAAUGAUCACAGUCACGAAGUAAACGAGCAAGCAAAUUCUGGAAAUAGCAGUCAACGAAAUUCACCGAACGGUGAAAAAUCCGGGAAGAGUUUAAAAGAGCAGCUCGUGGAAAAGAAUUCUGUUUCCGAUGUUUCUUCACCUCCAGUGCAAACGUUAAUUUUCGAGAACACAAAUUAUUCGAAAACUACCAAGGCUGGUCCUUCCGACCUGGCGGUGAAGACCAAGUUUCCGAAUCACAUAAAAACUCAACAGCAGCGCGUUGAAAAACGCGCGGAUUUGGAAGAGGAAGGUAACGCGACCUCUAUGCAGCAACAGCAACAGCAGCAGCAGCAACAACAACAACAACAGCAACAACAACAAAGCCUCCCUGUCGCGUUUUCAAAUAAACCAAACGAUUUGAUGAAAGACAAGAGUCAAGAACCGAUUCAGAUGCCUCUCUCCUUUAACAAAAACGAAGAUAACGCCGACAUGAAAUUGGACUUCACCUUCGAUUCGGAUCUGUCGCAAUUGACGGAUGACAAGAGCAAAAGCUUAGGAAUGACACGCUCCAUGCACAUGGCUGCUGGCCAAAGUACUAUUUCGCCCUCCACUGCGGAGCUCAAUUUAAAGAUCGCAUCGGUAAAGAAAGUUUGGGAAAAUGCGACGCCUAUGCCAACGGUGGUCGAACACGAAGAUGGCAAUGUUGUUAGUAGCGGUAAUACUUUCCCCCAGGCGUUCGAAAGUACGGAUGUUGACGAUAGUUACAGUCCUCAUCAACAGUACAAUCAAAAUAACAUGAAAAGUGAAAUAACCACUUCUACGAACGUGUGCAAGCUGGUUCCCCCGCAGGUGAAGCCGCAGCAACAAUCUUCGGGUAGCAGUAGCGGUCAAUCUGGUUCGACUGUUCCUGGUCCAAGUCCUAUCGGAGCAGGUCAAAGUCCUAUCGGUCACCCACCUGUUAGUCAUCAAGGACCAUUGAGCCCACCUCCGUUUAAUUCCACCGGACAACCCUCUCGCAUAAAUUAUCAGGAAUUUCCUCAAUAUCCCGGCUCUCAAGCAGCACAGUACGGCAGCAUGUCUGCUAUACCCUCUCCGCCAGCCGUGUUAUUUAAUACAGGAUCUGGUCAACUACCAGCACAAGCAGGAGGUCUUUACGGAGCAUUUCAGUUGGAUCAGAGCCGGUCUCCUUUUACGCAGUAUCCACCAUACGCGCCAUCUCUUCAAAGCUCGUUCAGCCAGCAAAACGUCUACUUGCAGCAAGCUGCACCACCGCCGCCACACGCGGCAAAUGCACCUACCCCGGAUAUGUAUCAAAGCAAUAUUUCCCAGUAUCGCAUCACCGCAGCUGCUGCUCCGCCUUUCGGACAAAACCAACAGCUCAGUAACAAUCCGAAUACAGUUCUUAUCAGUUCCUCGUCAAAUUCUUUGAUGUCGGCAAGCGUAAAGCCAUCCUCACAACCCAUCGGUGCUAUCGGAACGAAAGCUCCACAUUUUCAGGCGCCAUCUGUUCCGCAACCAAAUUCCCUAACGUACAUACAGUACGAUCCUAAUCAAGUACUGGACGUGAGUGUUAGUUACAUGGGCAAUUCCCAGUUGGUACAGAGACGUGGUCGAAAUGUCCAAGCCUCGGCCAAUAGUUAUUAUACCGCACCUCCACCUGAUGUAUUCCCCGGCUCGCAAACAGGUUUCUAUCAGCCAGGAGGCGCUACACAACAGACCGGCACUCAUUACGGAUUGCAGGGAUUCGGUCAACACAAUCAAAGUUUGGCAACCGGGAACGCUACCCCUGUUGGAUUACAAAACUUCAGUUCUGGCUUUCUAUCCAGUUCUGGAUUACAAAUUGCCGCGGCUGCUCAGCAAUAUCGCAAUCCUACGGGAGGCCUUCCGGGGCCGGCAAACGCGGGACCCAAUUUUCUUAGCAAGCAUCAACCACAGGAACAGCAAAGACAAUUAAAGAGCCCGUCGGGAAAUCAGCAAGACGUCCUUGGAUCAGUUUUCAGUUCCACGCCUCAAAUACCAUCUCCCAAGUCGAGAAAUUGUAAACAACAAUCCUCAUCUCAGCAACCACAGCCAAGUCCCACGCAACAUCACAAGUAUCAACAGUAUCAGGGAGUUAGUCAAUCUGCUCUGGUAAGCAGUUACAGUAACUAUGUUUUACAGCAAAACGUACGUGGUAUGGGUAUGCCACCGCACGCUGGUAUUCAACCGUCGCAACAACGAUAUCCGCCACCGAUUCAAAGACCAGUCGUUCCGUUCACGCCAGGCCCAAAUCCAAACAAUCCUACUCAGCAGCAGUCUAACUGCAUGCCGUCGCAACAACAACAGCAACCGCAACAAACUCAAAUUAAUCGUCACAGACCGAAUUUGCAUCAGCAACAGCAGCAGCAACGUAACAUGAAGAUACAACAGCACUAUUAUUCUGCUCAAGGAAACGUCAAAAUGGAUACCAGUGAAAAAACGGAUUCCCACAAUGAUAAAAUCAACGACAAUGGUUCCGGUGCUCAGCAAGGAAGCGCCAAACCAAACGUAAAUCCACAAGAUAACGACAAUAAGGAAGAAGUGAAUCAACAAAAUGAGUGAAUGUGAAAAAGACCGUUCGUUCUACCAUUUGAAAAAUACAGUUUUUGAUCACACACUGACAUGACGUCGAUUGAAAGGUAAAUGAUAACGAUUAACUUGUUCUCGUACACGAAAAAGACGAUGCUCUAAAUGAUAUUGUAUUUGCCAGUUUAACGAAGCUCGCGAACUUCGGAGUCGUAAUCGAUACUUGGCCAUGUCUAGUUAGAAUAAUUUAAUGAUGGCGCAUGAAAGGAAAGAAAAAUAGGUGAUAUUGUCAUUGUACACACCGAUGCUUCUCUGAAUUAACUGUGACGAGGUUGCGUUUCAUGAAUUCAACGAACAAAUCACGGUAUCGAACAUUCCUUUUUUUGUUCGAAAAAGUAUUGCAAACCUAAUUGCAAUACUGCAAUGAACGUCGAAAAAAAAAAUACAAAAAAAAACUAAUACACGAUAAAAUAAAUACGGUCGAUACAUCGGGAACAGGUUGGUGGCUUCGUCCUAAGGAAAAGGUUUCUGCGGAUUGUUUCAACAUUGCAAUGUUGGAAUUGCGACGCGUUGCUUAAUUCAACGUGCAAUCGGAAUCGAGAGAGCCAAAUGAUUGGACUGGUACGCACAACGUAUCGCUACUCGGUGUUAAUCGAUCGCCCCUAACAAUUAAUUACAUUGAAUAUGAAGAUAAUAAAUGUGCACAAGACUCGUAUUUCUGUAUAUGGACACGACGGCGGUCUGUGGUAUACGAUUAUGUAAAAGCCAGAUUUUUUCGGAAAAACGUAGUUCGACAAAAGUAUUGCACGACCGUCGCUACAUUUUCUAGAGUACCAUUGAUAUGGGGAAAAAAAAGAAAACGGAUGUCGAUAAAGAAGACUGUUUUAUGUAUAUCGAAAUUAUAAAUUACCCAUGCGGUGGUCUUAUAGAUCUUCAUGACGUUGUCCCUAAUACAGUGUGACAAGUAAAAAGUUCGUGUACAUUAAUCGUUUAUUGAUAUAAUGUGAGGUCAUGACGAAGCUUGUGAAAAAUAAAUAGUGCAACAAUUGUUUAUAGUUACUGAAUAUAUUAUCAUGACCUAGCCACGCUCGGAAAGAGUAUCAAUUAUAAGUAUAAUAAUAUAUGAUAUCGCUUGAAAAAGAAUACGAAACGCACUCGGUUUUUUUUGUGCGUAGUAAUAUUUCGCUAGGUCGCAGCACUGUCGCAACGUACAAGUUCUAGAAAAAGGAUUGUAUAUUCUCUGCUUUCGUUGCGGUUCAAGCAUUACAAUAAUUAUUAUAUUACUAUCAUUAUUAUUAUUAUUAUUAUUAUUAUUAAUAUUAUUAUUAUUUUGUUUGUAAUGUUGUCAUCAAUCAUCAUCAUUAUUAUUAUUAUUAUUUCUAUUGUAUUACUAUACUAUAUCAUAUAAUAUUAUAUUACCGUCAUCGUCGUUAGUACUGCCGCUGCUACUAUUUACUACCUAUUUACCACAACUAUCAUCAUUUCAUUAUAGUUACUACGACUAUUAUCAUAAUAAUCAUCGUUGUCCACGUCAUCAACAUUAUCAUUGCUACUAUUACUACUAUUAUAAUCAUGAAGCCAAUGAAAAUAAACAGUAGUAUUUACAGGAGUUCAUCUUUAUUAGUUUUAUUAGGACAACGGAUAUAUAGUCAUUCAAAACAAGUUUAGUAGGGAAUUCGAUACAUGUUAUCAGAGAAUAAGGAAUGAAAGGAAGAAUCAAUAUGCUGCCAGCUCUAUUGUCGAUCGCGAUUUUCGAACUUUGAGUACUAUGUUGCGUAACAACAAAUUGGUACAAAUAAUGCAUGCAGAGUAAGAUGACGUUACUAACAAUAAAAGAAACGCUAACAGUUUUAACACCUUUAACAUGGAAAAGUGAUACGUUCGAUUACUUUUCUCUACCUAUUUUUAAACAAAUUUUUCAAUGGCCUUGAUUACACGCAAACUUGAACUACAAUAUCGUGGCUCGCGCUUGGUAAAAAAAUAUGACAUGGUGCCUUUAACAUACUGCCACACGAAUAAACAUCUUUUCCAAUCAUUUCGAAUGAUGUUAAAAAUGUAAUAUUUUAGGGAAAACAUAGUGAAAUUUUUAAGAAUAAUAAUAAGUUUCGGCGAUGCAUUAUUUUUUGUCUCUUUAUUUUUCUCGUCUCAUACGUUAGUAUUGUCAUUCAUCGCGCUACCAUCACUUUUAAUAGUAGUAUAGUCGUAGUAAAAGUAGUUGGCAAUAGCAGUAGUAGUAGUAGUUGCGGUGGUGGUGUAGCAGCAGCAGCAGCAGCAGCAGUAGUAGUUUAGUAAUAUUAGACGUAGUAGCAGUAGUAGUAGACAAAAAAAGAAUAGUAGCGCAGCUGUUACUGUACUUAUCUACCAUUACUACUAAACCAUAACACUAUUAUUAUCGCUAUUGUUACUUUACUAAUUACUACUACUACUGCUACUAAUGCUGCUGCUACUGCUACUCCUACUGCUACUACUGUUACUGUUACUGUUACUGUUAUUGCUACUGCUGCGUGUUAUUUAUUGCUACAGUAGUAUUAUUUCAUACUUUGUAAUGGUAUUGCUACGUUUAUUAUUUGUUUUCUUACAUUAAUCUGUAUUAUGUUAGAUUAAAUAUCAUCUUCAUUUCCACUAUCAUUUUUCAUUACAUAUCGUUUACAAUACUACUCCGUUCUUAGCGUUACCUCUACUACUGUUUAUUGACACGAUUACCACUAACCGUCGUCGCCGUCGGCCUCCUCUCCCUCCUCAUUAUCGUCAUGCGGUGUAAUAUAUGCUGCGUGAAUUUUAUAAUGCCAAUUUCACGUACUCACGGCUAAUAUAUUAGGCUAUAACUCUUAUACGAUCAUAAUUAAUCGUCGUUGUCAUUGUUUCCUUCAUAAUUGAACUGCAUUACUCUUGCAAGUGCACAUUCAGCGGCUGACGAGACGAAGAUUAAGGACAGAGACGAGUAAGUAAGAAGUACAGCGUCCGAUUGCGUGAAAGUAACUCGAAAUAUCGCAGACUCGAAUAUAAUCUGUUUAUCUAUUUACCUAUUAUCGCCAAUACGCGACGUAAUUUUUUUUCUGAAGUGUAUAUUAAAGAUAUCAAACUGGAUGCGGGCGCAAGGGUCUGUCUGAUUACUCAGACGAGAGGUGUAGUAAUCGUGAACAAAAUUUACCAUGAAAUUGUAAUAUACUGGUACAUUUAGACGUAAAAAAAAAAGAAACAAAAAGUAUGUACUGUUUUGUCGGUGACAAGUAUUUUCAAUUACUCAUGAUUAAUGUAAACUUUGAAAAUACUUUUCGUCUGUUAAAAAAAAAGCGAUCACGCUCAUAUGUAUCAUGUGGUGCGCGUGCGUGCGUGCGUGCGUGUGUGUGUCGUGAGCGCGUGUGUGUGUGCGUGGGCGUGUGUGUGUGUGUGUGGCUACUUGGCUAGUACAAAAACGUUAAAUGUGUGGCGGAUAUGAUGAGGAUAAUCAUUAUUAUUUCUGACAAUAUACACAUGUAUCGCUAUAUAUAUAUAUUUGUUUUUGUUUUUUUUUUUAAUUUAGUGUUACAUUCUUGGACACUGCGGAGAUACACUCACUACUGGGUUUUGUGCUGCGAAAGUAACGAAAUAAAUAUUGCGGUAAUCAUUA
This is a messenger RNA of Hylaeus volcanicus, 12097 nucleotides long. RefSeq names its product protein PRRC2C (gene nocte). The transcript has 19 exons. Gene Ontology annotation, biological process: cell differentiation. Bases 496 to 8523 code for a protein of 2675 amino acids. Lineage: Eukaryota; Metazoa; Arthropoda; Insecta; Hymenoptera; Colletidae. The record is from RefSeq and is a predicted model, not a curated record.